This is a messenger RNA of Venturia canescens, 1521 nucleotides long. Its product is annotated as phosphatidylcholine:ceramide cholinephosphotransferase 1-like. Gene Ontology annotation, molecular function: ceramide cholinephosphotransferase activity; sphingomyelin synthase activity. Gene Ontology annotation, biological process: sphingomyelin biosynthetic process; ceramide biosynthetic process. The transcript has 6 exons. The record is from RefSeq and is a predicted model, not a curated record. Lineage: Eukaryota; Metazoa; Arthropoda; Insecta; Hymenoptera; Ichneumonidae. The coding region runs from base 303 to 1418 and encodes 371 amino acids. Gene Ontology annotation, cellular component: plasma membrane; endoplasmic reticulum membrane; Golgi membrane.
GCACCGUUUGGUGUCAUCUUCAGAUCGGUUCCGAAAAAGUGCCUCUACGCAAUAGUCUAUCCGUCCCGUGGUCCGUCCACAUUAAAUUCUUUUGAUUCUAUGUGGGUUGGAAAUAUAAUGAAUUAAGUGGAAUAGUGUGAUACAUAUAUAGAACGUAUGUAACAAGAGUUUGAUGUCGCAUUGUAUCUAAAAGCCGGUUGUUGGCUAGCUCAAAUGAUAGAAUGUACUGUUCUGAAUGCAUUGUUACUCCUGUGAAUCGAUAUAAAUGUGCAGUGCGCGCGUUCGAAUUCUAUGAGUAGAAAAUGCACAAGAUAAAGCUGCCCAUUAAGACCGACAUACCCACCGCGCUUACAAGGAUGGUAUUGGAUCAUAAAGCAACGAGUCUUCACAGCGAUUACGGCAGUUUUGGCCCACCAUUGCCAAGUGUUGAAAGGCAAGAUAUUGACGCAGAGGCGGCGGUUGAUGGGAGUAGUAGUAGAAUGGCACAGUUGAGUGACGUUUAUCAGAGGCAACCAUUACUUCCCGGCGUACCAAUCAAAGGAAAAGACCGAUGGCCUGGUGUUUCUUUGAGCUCUGAUUAUUACCACGACGACCAACACGACGAAAUCGGUGAAAAUUCCCAUGCUCUACAUACUGGAUUACAGAAUGGUGCUGGAAGUGGAAUAGUCAAACUUGACAUGCCACCACCGUUGAGAGAAGAACCUCGGUUUCCUAAAGAAAAAUGGAAAACGCUUCUCGCAUUUCUGUUUUUGGUUGUUAAUUUUAUUCUUAGUACUACGUCUCUCGCCAUGUUACACGAACGUGUACCUGAUCGUGCAAUUUAUGGACCGCUUCCUGACAUUAUUUUGGACAAUGUCACCGCACAGGAUUGGGCUCUCAGCGUCUCGGAAGUCCUUAUUAUGAUUGUUUCCAAUUCAGCAUUGAUUUUUAUCGUUUUUCACAAAUACAGAUUCAUCGUGGUAAGAAGAGUAUUCUUGCUGAUGGGACUACUAUAUCUGAUGAGAAGCAUCACGUUCUACGUAACGGUUUUACCGGUUUCCAGCAAGACUUACUUCUGCAGUCCCAAGCUUAAUCAUACGACCCCUCUGAUUAUAAUAAAAAGGGCACUUCACAUAAUGUCUGGCUUUGGUUUGUCAAUGAAUGGAAAACAGACGUAUUGCGGUGACGCCAUAUAUAGCGGACACACGGUCAUUCUCGUACUUUGUUACCUGAUUAUUAAAGAAUACUCUCCGAGAAGAUGUCAGUUGAUUCAUUGGCUCGCUGGUGUUAUCGCCGCCAUCGGGGUCGUCAUGGUUCAGCUGUCACAUAGUCAUUACACCGUUGAUAUCAUCAUAGCAUAUUGGGUGACAACCCGGUUAUGGUACAUUUAUCACACCCUUGCUAACAAUCCUCACUUAAAGGUAGUGUACUUUCAUUGAAUUCUUCUUUUCCUACAUCACAAUGAUUUUUCUGAAGCGGUGUCCGUCCAACAUUGAAAAAUUAGGGUCAAAACGGAUUUUUUAAAUUUGUAAAUGUCGUGUG